Messenger RNA from Cydia amplana, 1107 nucleotides. RefSeq names its product carbonyl reductase [NADPH] 3-like. Lineage: Eukaryota; Metazoa; Arthropoda; Insecta; Lepidoptera; Tortricidae. The record is from RefSeq and is a predicted model, not a curated record. Gene Ontology annotation, molecular function: oxidoreductase activity. Bases 223 to 1089 code for a protein of 288 amino acids. The transcript has a single exon.
UCAGUAGAAAAGCAGGAAAUGCUAGAUAACAUACAAUUACGAGUGAACUUAGGGUCGAGUGUUGAUAAGCUAUCAUUCACUGUUACGAUCGAGUCACCUUGCUGAUGACAUUCAUGUAAAGUACCCUUAGCUAAUAACACGUAGAUAUUAACAUACGUUUUUAUAUAAAUAAAUUCUGUGGGUCGCGGAGUAGAAACGAUUAACAAUUUAUAAUAAUAAAUCAUGAUCAAUAAAUUAGCACUGGUAUCUGGCUCAAAUCAGGGCAUUGGAUUCGCUAUAGUGGAGGAAUUAUUAAAAAGAGGAGUCAAAAAUGUCUACGUUACAGCGCGGAACGAGCACCGAGGAAGAGAUGCUGUGGAUAAGCUUAAAGCCAAAGGCCUGAACCCCCAAUUCCACCCGUUAGAAGUCACUAAUACAAACAGCGUAAGAAGAUGUGCGGAAUACAUUAAAAUGAAACACGGAAGAUUGGACAUCUUAAUAAAUAAUGCUGGCGUCAUAACAGAAAGCUGGGAAAAUACCACGUACGACGAUGCAGUACGAGUUAUUAAUACCAAUUACCACGCUAUUCUAACGGUCCAAGAGCAUUUCUUCCCGCUCCUUAACCAGAAUGCGAGAGUUAUAAACAUCGCCAGCGACUGCGGGCACAUUUCUAAUCUCAAAAACAAGGACUGGAUCGCCAGACUGACGAAAAAGGACGUUCAAAAAUCAGACAUCGAUGCAUUUAUUGAAUGGUUCUUAAAUUCCGUGAAGACUGAAACGUGGAAACCCGAGGAUUUCUUCCAAACGCAGUUACUAGCUUACAAGAUUUCCAAGAUAGCGCUAUGCGCGUUGACUGUUGUGCAACAGAGAGAGAUUGACAGAAAUAUUUCUAUCAACUCUCUACACCCCGGAUUCGUUCAGACGUCGAUGACGACUGGCAGUGGAGUGUUCACACUGGAUGAGGCAAGCAAAGCCCCGGUGUAUUUAGCUCUGGAUGUUGACCAGUCGGUGAAGGGACAAUACUUCUGGUACGAUAAGGAGCCAAAGGAUUGGCGUAAUCCGAACCUGCCGUUAUAUUGUGAUUAUGAAGUGCUUAAGAAAUAUUUGUAAUAUUGUGUGGUAAUAUAA